AAGAACUUCAUGACAGUCGCAACGGAUAUCAUUCGAAGAGACACAGCACAACGCGAAGCCGCCGAGCGUCGAAAAUCCAGUCGCCGAUGGAGUUUAAUAGGCAUUGGAGCUGCAGCUCUCGUCGGUGUUGGAGCUAUUAUUGGAACUCGUGUACUGCUCGGAGCUAAGUAG
Strongylus vulgaris is the source of this 171-nucleotide messenger RNA. The record is from the annotation of a GenBank genome assembly. Lineage: Eukaryota; Metazoa; Nematoda; Chromadorea; Rhabditida; Strongylidae.